This is a messenger RNA of Periconia digitata, 1443 nucleotides long. NCBI's taxonomy places the organism in Eukaryota, Fungi, Ascomycota, Dothideomycetes, Pleosporales, Periconiaceae. The record is from the annotation of a GenBank genome assembly.
UAUUGUUUACGCAAACCUACCACUCUCAUCACUUCCACCACUGCUACUGCUGCACACACUGUCAUGGUCACAUCGCCUUCUGCAUCAUUCUCUACUAUCAACGAGAAGACCACACAAAUCUCCUCCUGGCUCGAAGAACUACCCCCAACGCCUCCAGCAAACGAAGAAUGCUGGCUGCUGAAGCGCAAGCGUGCCGCUUCAGAGUCCACAAGCGUAGACCAGAUCACCCCCAUAUCUGCACAUCGUAGUGUCAGUCCUAGCAAGCGUCGCCGGCGGAAUUCAGAUGACCUGCAACCGGAGCAGAGCGCAUCGGCUGUUGGGGCAAAUGCCCGCCCGCUCAUCUUGGGCAGUUCAACCACUUUUAGCCCGCCCAGCAGUCGCGCAGCUGCCUCGACACCACGACGCAGCAACAGCCCGUCUCGUGAAACAAUUGCUGCUUUAAGAGUAGCGUCGCCUCCGAUAACGACGGAACCGCUGGACGGAGUGGAGUCGGAACCUCCUGCGCGGGUCAUGGCCGUAGUAGCACGACUGGAGAACGGAAUAGAUCCGGGCUGGAUACCGGGGUGGCUUGAAGAACCAGUCAGAGCCGAUACGGAUAUCGGUUUCCAAAGAUUCAAGCCUGUCGCAUUCAGCAAUACCGCCACCCGCGAUCUCUCUGACCCUAAUCUUGACCCCGCCGCGCGGGCCGAGUUAGAAUAUACCCUGAGGAAAGUGAAAAAGAUAUUCAAGAAGGCACUGCAUUGCCAAACCAGAGGCCGCGACGAGAAUGCAUGGUGCGACGACGUGGUUAGGCCGAUGGUGAGGCUGGCGCUCCGGCUGUACGCCAAGGGCAAACUCUCUUUGCAAAGCGUGCAGUCUCAGAACAUUGACGUCGAGUUCCUCUCGCGCGCCGCCAAUGCAUCGGGCAAGCAGCGGGUCCUUGACCGAAAGGCUGAUUACACCCUCUCUUACUCGCACGACAUGUCACCGUUCGAAGAUUUGUAUGCACAACUUCUUCACCACGGGCAUCCGUGCGUUAGCCACACGACCGACGCCUUCACCAAAACCACAGCUGUUUUCUCCGGCAUAGAGGUCAAGCCUUCCGGUGGCGAUAAACUCGAGGCCGAGUAUCAGCUUAGCAUAUGGAUGGCAGCGACUCUACGCAAGAAGGCAAAGCUGGGACGACGUGCAGGCCUACUGGACACAGCUUGCCUCGUGGAGCCAGGCUUCACUGUUGUAGGACACGAGCUCUACUUCUAUAUCGCGUACAUAGACUCUGGACAAGACGGAGCUGUGCGGAUUCUAGAGUUCGGAAAUGCCGCAAGUAGCAGCAUUUCGGGCGUUUUCAAACAGCUUAGGCUGUGGAGGAACGUUAUAGAAUAUGGCCUUGAUGAUGGCCCACACGGUUUCUGGGGCGGAUUCCUGAAACCUGUGUUGGAUAGAUUAGCAACUGGUAACGAUUAG